AUGUCUUCUAAAUUAGUCCCUUCCAACCCAAGCGAUGUGGCCGUCAUUCGGAAUAUUACGCCAAAUAUCGUGACCGUCUCUGUACCAUUCGCACGAGUCGGCAUCUUCCGCGUCGGUGGUCGCGGCACCAUAAUACGCCUCACAUCCGGUACCCUAGCAGUCUACUCCCCCGUAGCCUUAACCCCCGAGACGCAAGCCAAAGUCGCCGAGCUAGGCGGCCGCGUCGGGUACAUCAUCGCGGGGGAUAUAGAGCAUCACAUCUUCCUAUCCGAGUGGGCGCGCGCAUAUCCCGACGCCAAACUUCUCGGACCCAAGGGCUUACAGGAGAAGCGCGAAAAAGUACAGGAUGACGCCCGCAUCGGGCACGAACCCUUUGCUCUCACAUGGGACGCGUCGAAUCGGCGCGACGUCGCUGGCGUCAGCGACGAGUUCGCAGCGGACUUCGAGGUCGAGUUUGUAGACGCGCACCCGAACAAGGAGGUCGUGCUAUUCUACAAGCCAGACCGCGCGCUGAUACAAGCGGACUUGCUAUUCAACCUACCUGCUAUCGAGCAGUACUCACGGGUUCCCGAGGCCGAGAAGAGUUCGCACGGCUUAUUAAACCGGAUAUUCCUAUCUAUUAACAGCACGGCGGGGGAAGCAAAGGGGCUGAAGCGGUUCCUGUGGUACGUGCUUAGCAACGCGGGGGGAGAUCGUGCGGGCUUCAACGAGAGCGUGCGGAAGAUCGACGCGUGGGAAGCCGAGAUCAUUGUGCCGUGCCACGGGGAGACUGUGGAGAAGAAUGGCGGGGAGCUGUUUAGGAAGGUGUUCGACUGGCAUCUGCAAGGUCAUAAGUGA
Daldinia childiae is the source of this 837-nucleotide messenger RNA. RefSeq lists its product as uncharacterized. The coding region runs from base 1 to 837 and encodes 278 amino acids. The transcript is spliced from 2 exons. The record is from RefSeq and is a predicted model, not a curated record. NCBI's taxonomy places the organism in Eukaryota, Fungi, Ascomycota, Sordariomycetes, Xylariales, Hypoxylaceae.